Molecule: messenger RNA, 1028 nt
Organism: Tripterygium wilfordii
Lineage: Eukaryota; Viridiplantae; Streptophyta; Magnoliopsida; Celastrales; Celastraceae
Product: EPIDERMAL PATTERNING FACTOR-like protein 5
Exons: 2
Coding region: 283-654 (123 amino acids)
Biological process (GO): guard cell differentiation; stomatal complex development
Source: RefSeq, a predicted model, not a curated record
UCCAAGUCUCGUUGGGCCAAACCAACAUUCUCAUCUAUAUAUGUAUAUCUAUAUCUCUCUCAUCUUUUGGGUUGCCUCUCUAUCUACCAUCGAUUGUUGUAACUUUGACUUUGACUCUCACAAACCCAAAAAAUUUGCACACAAUUUCACAUUAUCAUCUCUACCUCUCUCAGUUUCUCUCUCUCUCGCUCUCUCUUUGAAAACUUCUCUGCAAGACUGCAACGACACGUACGCACGCACGUUUACUGGUCCUUGCUAAAACUGCACAGCUCCAGCUCGGCGAUGGGCGUCGUGCGCCACCGCCGCCGUUGGUACUACAAUCAUCAUCGUCUACUCUCUGCAUUCACUUUCCUCUUAUUCUUCACCACCUCUGCAACAGCGCUCUCCAAACUCGUCGAUCUUUUCGCAGGUGCCGGCUUUAGGGAGAGAGAAAAGGAGGAGAGAGGAAGUGGGUCGGAUCCAAUUUCGCGGGUUCUGACCCAGAGGAGACUAGGCGGGCCGGGUUCUUCCCCACCAACUUGUAGAUCCAAGUGCGGAAGAUGCUUCCCUUGUAUGCCGGUUCACGCUGCAAUUCAACCCGGAUUCAGUAUGCCAUUACAGUACUACCCUGAAGCUUGGCGAUGCAAGUGUGGCAACGAACUGUUCAUGCCUUAAAAAACAGAGUAGACAGAGUAGAAGAAGAAAAUUAAAAUCUCGAGUUUCAAUCAAUCAUGAUUGAUGGAAGAAGUUACUAUUGAGGUCCCUGCAACUGCAGUACUUGAUGGUGCUGCCGAUGAGUUCUUUCAUUCCCAUGUUUAUAUUAUGAUUGCAUUUCAUGUGAGCGACAAGAGAGCUUUUGGGAAUUAAGAUUUGUAGGUCAGAUUACCAAGAGAGAUUUCUCUCUCUGUCUCUCUGUUUCCUAUUUUGUUAAUCAAAUCUUUUUUCUUUGACUUGCAUUAAUGCAAGUUUAGUAGAGAAGUGAGACACAUUUGAAGCAGGGGAUUAGACUUUGUAGUAUGUAGUUACAAUAUCUGUUUCUUUAAAAGCUA